AUAAAACCAUACUAAUUGCCAGACAGAAGUAUAUAACUUGAUGAGAAGUUAAACUCUGCAAGCAUUACGCGUGACGAUUUUGAUGAGAAUUGCGUACGUGUUCCUCUCUCAAUGCUUUGCGGUCAACCCAGAAUACAUCUAUAUAUAUACAUAUACAAUCAUACAAACACAGUUUAUAUAUACAUUAUUUCUAAUUCUUGAAAGAGAGGGAGGAGAAGAAGAAAGAAAGAAAGGAAGAACUUAAGCUCUGCCUUCAAAGAUUUCAAUUCAAAAUCCGUUCUUUCUGAUAGAAAUCGGAAACCCACAAUGAGAAUCUCGCUUUUGUCACCAAGAACGGUGUUUGGGUAUCAUUUUCUGGUAAUGGUUUUAUUUCUCCUCUUCCUGUUCAGUUCUUCUUCAUCAUCAUCAACAAUCCAGGUUCGGGAUUUUUAUCAUCCCUGCAAGAAUUUCAAGACUGGGGGGUCCACUUCCGCGACUGGAGCUGCCUGCUAUCAAUUGCAGAUAAUCCACCGCUGCCCGUCGUUCCAGCCGCCGCCUUCUGAUUCCGCGGAGGAGAUUGAUCCGAGAUAUGGGGUGCAGAAACGAUUGGUCCCUUCUGGUCCCAACCCUCUGCACAACUGAAAUCCAUGAUGAUUUCUUUUUCCGAUUUCUUGGAAAUUAUUUCAAGAUUUCAGAUUUUUUGGAUACCCUUUUCGUUCUUUGAUUGGUUAAAGUUGAUAAAUUAGCUGCUCGUAUUAAAGAUUGACUCAGAAGAAAAAGUCCCCUUUGGUUGUGUUCUUGAUUUGGUGGCAGGAAAGCAUACAGGCAACUAUGGCUAGCUUCUAUUUCUCUUUGCUGUAUUUUUUUCUUUUUCAGUUUUUUUUUUAAUUGUUUAGAAUCUUUAAUUGAAGUGUGAAUGGAGGUGUAAUUUAGUUGGAGAUGUGUCAAGAGAAGGCCAUGAUGGGCAUUUAGUGUUGGGAGCUGUUCAGUUGGGGUGGUGGGCAAUUAGUAGUGCUUUUUUCAUCAUCCUCAUUACAUAAAUGCAGUCAAUGUAUAUAUAGUGCAAGUUCUAUAUAGUUGUGUUCAUGUAUGACAUCUAGUAGCAAUUCAUAUAUUACCCUUUUCGCCUUA
Cuscuta europaea is the source of this 1110-nucleotide messenger RNA. The record is from the annotation of a GenBank genome assembly. NCBI's taxonomy places the organism in Eukaryota, Viridiplantae, Streptophyta, Magnoliopsida, Solanales, Convolvulaceae.